AUGGGUCUUAGGAACAUAUUCAAACCCCCAAAGGAGAUGUCUAAGGAGGACGUCAAAGAGUUUUUGCAAGACGAAGGCAUCCGUGUGAGGGAUGAAGAGAAUCGCCAUCGCAGAAAAUUUAAGUUUGGAGAGUUUUCAAAGUUCGCUCAAGAUGAAACCCAGGAUCGACCUGCGCUGAUGCCCCGAAUCCAUCAAGAACCGGCUUCACAUGGAUCGUCUGCCGGAUCUUCAGAAGAUCCAUACAACCCUGCUACACAGUCGACAGUCUCAAAUGUGACGCAAGAAACAGCAACUCAAUAUGGAGGAAGGUACGGUGGCGCUCCUUCCUAUCAUACAUUCGAUCCAUAUGAUAACGACGGUUCCGCUUCCGUUAACCAGCAAAGUCUGUACCAGUCACAGUUGCAGCAAGUGCAGACUACGCAGAAACAACAACCGCCCCAAGACACAUAUGAAACACAAGCUCAAGAAGACGAUUUUGAUCCUAACACAUACCCUCAGGCCGCUGCAAGCACUUAUGAUCCUUACUUAGACUCGAAUCAGCAACAAGUUGAAGAGGAAGUGGACGAGGAAGAGGAAGAAAUCAAUCGUAUCAAGCGACAGACCAAAGAUGUUCGAGAAGCGACUUUAAAAUCUACACACAAUAUUUUGGGCCAUCUGAGACAGGCGGAUGACACGGCCGUCAACACUUUGGGGACUAUUGGUGCACAAAAAGAGAAGAUGUAUGAGAUGGAGAAAUCCUUAAAUGGAAUGGACACGCAUCAACGGUUUGUUGAUGAACAUGUCAAGCAGUUAGAACAUUACAACAGAGGAUUGUUCCAUAUAAAGGCCAGCAACCCAUUCACCAAAAAGUCGAGAAUGAGGGCUGCUGAACAGCGAUUCCUUGCUCAGAGACAAGCAGAUAGAGAAAGAGACGCAAAUCUCAGUUCGAAUUUGUAUCAUACUCAAAAUGAGAUCAUAGACCAACUGCGCGACGCAAAAGAGCCCGUUGUUAAUUCGGAGCUGAAAGAAAAGUACGAAUACGAAAGACGUGUGAAGGAGGCUUCUAGAUUUUUGGGAGAAGAACACGAUGAGGAGGAUGAAAGGAUGGAGGUCGAAUACAGCAAGAACGUGGACGAGGCGCAAAAGUUGGCAACAAAUCUGAGACGCAAAGCUAAUUUGCUUUCGCAAGAAAUCAUGUCACAGAACAAAAAUCUGAAAGACAUCAGCGAAAAGGUCAAUAAGGUCGACGAUAAGCUUGUGCUUACGACCAACAGGAUCCGGGGUAUUUAG
This is a messenger RNA of Ogataea polymorpha, 1269 nucleotides long. RefSeq lists its product as uncharacterized. The coding region runs from base 1 to 1269 and encodes 422 amino acids. Gene Ontology annotation, biological process: exocytosis; vesicle fusion. Gene Ontology annotation, molecular function: syntaxin binding; SNAP receptor activity. Gene Ontology annotation, cellular component: SNARE complex; plasma membrane. The record is from RefSeq and is a predicted model, not a curated record. Lineage: Eukaryota; Fungi; Ascomycota; Pichiomycetes; Pichiales; Pichiaceae. The transcript has a single exon.